Messenger RNA from Diceros bicornis minor, 528 nucleotides. RefSeq names its product odorant-binding protein-like. The transcript is spliced from 6 exons. Lineage: Eukaryota; Metazoa; Chordata; Mammalia; Perissodactyla; Rhinocerotidae. The coding region runs from base 1 to 528 and encodes 175 amino acids. Gene Ontology annotation, molecular function: small molecule binding; odorant binding. The record is from RefSeq and is a predicted model, not a curated record.
AUGAAGAUUCUGCUGCUGACUCUUGUGCUUGGUCUGGUCUGUGCUGCCCAGGAACCUCAGUCGGAGACCAACUUCUCACUGGUUUCAGGAGAAUGGAAAACCAUUUACGCCACAUCCAGUAACAUCGAGAAGAUCAGUGAGAAUGGACCGUUCAGGGCUUUUGUCCGUAGACUUGAUUUUGACAGUGAGGGUGACACAAUCGCCUUCACAUUUUUUGUCAAGGUCAAUGGACAAUGCACGAUAAUACAUUCCGUGGCAACAAAAAUAGAAGGAAAUGUUUACAUUAGUGAUUAUGCAGGUAUAAAUGGUUUCAAAAUUCUCGAUUUGUCAGAAAAUGCCAUGAUAGGAUAUAUUCUGAAUGUGGAUGAAGAAGGCCUGGUCACCAAAAUAAUUGCAUUGCUUGGCAAAGGAAAUGAUAUCAAUGAGGAAGAUAUUGAGAAGUUCAAGGAGUUGACUAGACAAAGGGGGAUUCCAGAAGAAAACAUUGUGAAUAUCAUCAAUAUUGAUGACUGUCCUACAAGUGACUAA